AUGAGAUUCUCCAUCGUUUCCGCUGUCAUCGCCUCCGCCGGCCUCGUCGCCGCCGCCCCUGCCUCGGAGCCCGGCAAGCGUGAGAUGAACUUGGGUGGUAUUCCUGGGUCCGGCCUUAUUGGCGGCAGCGGCUCUGGCGCUGCCAACGGCGUCACCGAUGCCUUCCAGCAAGCCCUCGCCUUGUUGUUCGGAGCUGGUGAUGCUGUCCUCAACAACCCCCUCGACGCCGUCACCAAGUUGUUCACAAACCCUACCCAGGCUCCGGCUGAUAUCGCCAAGAACCUCAUGGGCUCUGUUACCGGCCUUGCCAAGGGUGCUGGAAAUGUUGUUACCGCCAUUCCCAAGGGUGUCGGCCAGGACAUGGCCAAGGCCAGCGGCAAGACCAACUAG
Messenger RNA from Metarhizium brunneum ARSEF 3297, 390 nucleotides. RefSeq lists its product as uncharacterized. The record is from RefSeq and is a predicted model, not a curated record. NCBI's taxonomy places the organism in Eukaryota, Fungi, Ascomycota, Sordariomycetes, Hypocreales, Clavicipitaceae.